UUAUUUAAGUAUUGCAAUAUAGUUUUUCAUGUCAUUUCAUACAUUUUCAGAUUGAGAGGAUGAACAAAAUAUCCUUGAACUUGCUUGUGUGACAAUGGAUACAGAUACCAGUAGGAGUCAGUUUUCAAUGGAUGUCCCUGACUAUGAGCGAGAAGAGUUGCUGGAAGAAGAUGAAGAUGAAGCUACUACAGGUUCCUCUGCAUCACAGACGCUGGCAUCUAAUCAGUCCAAUGUUUUGUUUGAAAUGGCUGACCUCAGUUUCUUGGACAUCAGCUGGGAAACUGAGUCUAAAACUGACAAUGUUGUAAACUUUAUCAAAGAUGAAAAAUUUGAACAAGACACUGAAGAGGGUUUGCCAAAAUUGGAAGAAGAAAGUUUUGAAUAUGCUGCUCUAAGUUCUUCAGUAAAGCCAAAGUCUAUUUUGAAGAAGCCCAAAAACAUUUCCAGCACUGAUGUGGAUGCAAAAGACUUCACAUUCCCAUCCAAUGCUUUUCUCAAGAACUGUGGCAUGGGAUUCUGUAGCAGCUUGAGUGAACUCAAGAGAGAAGUAGCUCUGCUUGGCUGGAAAUUGGCUCCAGAAUUGCAAGCCAUCCACUCGGAAAUAUUACAGCUUGCCAGCUAUUGCCCCAGACUGUCUGAUCUUCUUCUAAGAAAUUUCGAUGGGAAAAUAGUGGACUACUUUGCUGCAAGUGAUCUCGGCUUCACCAAGGAAGAUGUUGACAUGUUGAAAGAGCUUACUGUGAAUCUGGGAAUCUUGUUUUCCAAGGAUGGCUGGCUGUAUGCUGGUAGCCAACUUUUGCUCUUCACAACUGAUCAUUGCAAAAUUCUACAGGCUUUUUCGUGCAGAUUUGUUCUGCGCUCAGCAAAGCCUCUAUUGCAGCUUCUGGAAAAGAACUACAUCUUUGUUACGAAGCCAGCUUCAUCUCACACCAAAUGCGGUUGCCUUACCAACCCUCUCAUCAAAUUCCCUCAGGUUCUUCAGAACAUACCCAUACACGUUCUAAACCCAUACUACAACCUGAGGGACUCUUUCACCACGCCCCAUGGCAUUGCUGCUCAGAAACUUGCACUUCUUGGUCGUGGUCGCCGACCCUGGCGUGUGGUGAUCAUCUUGGACCAGCGGCUCUUCCCUGGCUUGGACAUGACGCGGCUUGUAUCCGUCCAGUGCGAAAUCCUCGUGCAAGAAAAUAUGGACUUAGCUGGGGUUCUGACGGCCAUUGAACAGCAUCCUCGUUACGCAACUGACAGCGUUCUUUUUGUGGUCAUGGCUUGUUUCGGAACAGUCGUUGAAAGCAGCAUAAUUAAACAUGAGUCCGAACCUGUGGCUCGACACAGAAACAGAUUUGAACGUUGCUCGUCACAGACUCGUGAUGGGGAUGAGGAAGCUGAUUAUGACGAUGAAGUUCAAAAUAUUGAGCCCAUGGAUGCCUCAGAAUGUAAACCAGAGUUGGAAGCAUUCAAUUUAGAAGAAGACGCAUCCCCUGCUGAAGACAUGGGUGCUGCUCUAGCUAACCAUGUGAUUGAUUCGGCUCUCACUUUGUGGCGUUCAGUGCUGUGUGGCACUAAGGAUUCUGAUGUGGCAUUUGUGGCGUUGCCGCGACCUUCUGAUGCGAGUGCAAAACUGCACUGCAAGCAUCCAAGUCAGCCCAUGAAGGCAUGUGAGACUGAACACUCAGGACCAUCCUGCAACGCCAUCGUGCAGUGCGCAACGUUGCAGUACAACCGCUGGUGCUACAUGCAAAAUUUUGCCAUUGGGCGCCUGCAAAAUCUUUCAUUGCUUGAAUCAUUUGUUAAGCAACCUAAAGCCCCUAUGAAAAUGGGAGACAUCAGCGCCCAGCUGCCUUCUGUGGCCGAACUCACCCUCUACCUCACGGCUCUCGUCAACACCGUCAAGAGAGAUGCUUCGCUUCAGCAGAGUUUUGAACGUCCAGCUCAGCUAAGAGUGCCUCAGCUGCGACGCUUCAGUCGAGCGCUGUUGGUGGUGGAGACCGCGUUCGCUCCGGCCCUGAAGAAGCUUCUCCACCAGCGAUGCUUGCAGGUUCAGGCUGAGGUGACGACCGUCCCCGACUGGAGCUCGUCACACACUGACGGCAUCCUCAACUCGCUAGGCGGGAGCCAGCGCACCCUAGUGGCGGUGGUACCAAGUUGGCUAUCAGGCAUUUGGCCGGGCCAUUCGGGGGCCCAAGAUGUUGAGAAGGGCAUCCAGCGCCUAAAAUCCUUCAUGCGGGCUUUGGAAUGUAGCAUUCCUGAAAACUCGAGUGUUCUUCUUCUUCCUUGUCUCCCUCUGCAUUGUGUACUCAGCGACUCAAAAUCUAUUGAGGAAUCCAUGGACGAUCCUCUGCCGCUGGGCGUCCAGUUACUCGAGAUCAAACAAUCAAGUGUAUCCCGCGCCCACGCCCUGUAUCGCUCCUUCAGCAGCGCUGUAUGCCAUGAAGUCCUUGCCAAUUUAUCCAAAGAGUCGCUGCAUUGUGAGGCUCUAGAAGCUUUUGCUGAAGAAAUAAGUUGUGGAAAAACUUCUCUGGCUGCUGAUAUGUGUUCCCAAAGUGAGAGUUAUCCUGACGUUUGCUCGACGCUUUUUGGAUUGUACAGUCGCGUGCUGCACGAGUUGCUCUUUACUGUGUGCAGCGGGUGCCCCACACAGCGGUUGCUUACAUUGGAUGACUUCCAGUUCUGUGACACUUAUUACAGUCUCACGCAUCUUGCGGAUUUGUCUUCCAAGACUCGUAGGUACAAGAAGGUUUUCAUCAUCGGCGAUUUGGGGUUAAGGUCCAAAGUGGGAGAGACAUUGAAGAAUGACGACCGCCUGCAGCUGAUGCCCAGUAUCUCCUUCUCAGAUGACUCCAUCACCGAGCUGCUUGAUAUACUCAGUUCACAACCCCCCAAUGUUUUGCUGUUGUUCCUCGUGGACGUGACACUUUUCGCCGACAGAAGAGCCUAUCCUGAUUGCCAAAGCAAACGCUGCGUGAAUAAAAUUCAACGCUGUCAUCUUGAUGCCUCAGUGGACUGGCAGGACGACAUUGCCGUACAGUCUUUGGUGCACUCAACCCUCGAGUCUGUAUCAGAAAAACUUCUAAGUGUGAAGCAACGACUGCCUCACCAAAGCAGCGUGUUACUUCUGCCUGGUGCUCCUGAUCGACUGUUGCUUCAAAGCGAAGAAAAAAAUUACUGGAAUCACACGCUUCUUCACGCGACUUUCUGGACGCCGGAUUCUGGAAACGCCAUGGCCUAUGGAGAGAAGGAAACCUGGGACCGAAUUUAUCUUAAUCUGGCCCAGGAGCUGAUCAAGCCUGAGUAUCAAAUGGACCCUUCACUUACCGGGGUCUUUGCGCCGCUUCUGCACGAUGUGGAGUUCACGCUCAACUGCGCUAACAACCCUCGAUUGUAUUCUGAAGAAAGUUUUCCUGAAAGGAGUCAAUGGCUUUUACUGAUGAAAGACAUCCUCACCAAGGUCUUCAAACUUGUCUUCCCGGUUGGCGGAGUGUCUGAAGAGGAUUCUGCUAAAGCCGAGUCCAUCAAGACCGCCGUUCAUCCCACCGCUGGUAUCCCGGAAAAAACUGCACCUCCAACUCCACCUCCGGAGACCACCGGCGCCUCCGCAUCUGCUGGCUCCGUAGGUCGUCCAUCUCCUGCCUGCUCACCGAUGUCAAAUCACUCCGCCUCGUCGUCUGCUGCUAAGGAAACUUCGGAGGAUUUUUCUCAGAACUCGGGGUUCCUUGGUGAACCUCGGGAGGUCGUCAUUCAAAGUGGAUACGUUGAACUGCCGCAUUCGUUCGUGUGCGCUCUCGUCGCGCCUUUCGAGCCUCUUGAUGAAGUGACCAAAGCUGAGCACCGGGGCUACAAAGUGCAGCUCCCUGACACCAUCCGCACGGCUUUGUUCGUGUCUCUGCUCCACAACUUUCGCUGCUGCUUCGUUCACAUCACCGUCACCGUAACCGACUUUGAAGGCCAGACGCUGCCUGCCUGCCCUCUGCGUGAGAAACAGCGACUGCAGCAGUUGCUCCUCCCGAAACUGAAGCUCUUCUUCCUGACCUGCGACAAUAAAUACACGGAACAAAUCAAACUUGAUGACUCAUUUUUCAAAAACCGCUUGGAGGAGAAAGAUUACGUGGAAGGCCUUGACGCGAGUUUGUUGUAUCUGCACCGAGAGCUGCAGUACCUCCACCAUCACCAUCAACAGCACAUCAGAAACGACAAAAUACUGGUGAUUGUGGUGACUCAAAACGCUGAAGACGCCAGCAUCCUACGCCUCACUCUUCAAGAAUCCCUGCUGAACACCACGCGCUUUCCUCAAGGCCCUGGCACCGCGGUGCUUUCAUUUGUCACCAGAGAUUCUCAGAAAACUUCAGGCAACGUGGUUAUCGGCACGGUGCGUUUCGUGCUGGGUAUCGUGCGCAGUGGUGGAGACCCGAGCUGUCUGCAGCUUCUGAUCAUUGAGGAACUCAAGUCCCUCAUGACCUCGAAUGAGAAGGCUCCCCUCCUGGAAAUUGUGUCCUGGAUGCGGGCUACAAACAGUCGAGCACGCCCAGUGAUAGUGAGUCGUAAGUCGUGCCAGCAGGAGCUGUCAGGAGCCAACGCGCUCUUCGGAUGUCAGCUGCGCCUCAUCACGCGCUCCGAGACCGGGACGGCCAUCACGCAAGCAUACGACCCCAGCUCACUGCCACGGGUGACCAUUAGCGGGUACCCUCCUCCUCGCAUCAGCAAAGGCCCGGGUAAUCGGCCCUGCAAUCCACCAUCAUCUGCCGUGGGGCGAUGGCCUAACUUUGCUGGACAAGCUAACCGUCCCGCUAUGCCAACUCAUGCUCCCAUGAACGUAAUGUAUCGCCAGCCCGGUGCCCGCCCCAUCAUGGGUGCGGGUGUCAACCCACAGUCCAUGCCUCGGGUACCUACGAUGGGGACGAAUACUCGUAUGAUGAUUCCUGGCACCCGGCCUCCUGCCAUGCUUACAAGUCCUGGGCUCCGUCCACCGACAAUUAUGAGACUUGGAGAUCGACCGCCAAGCAUGAGUUAUGGACAGCGUAUGCAUGCGCCUGCUGUCGCUCCAAAUGCACGUCCACCUUCAAUGGGCUUCGUCAACAGAUCGCGAGGACCCACUAUGGGCCCUGGAGUACCGCCUCCGAGUAUGGGCCGUGGAAUUCCUCCUCCGUCCCUGGGCCGUGGAGUUGCUCCUCCGUCCAUGGGUCGUGGAGUUCCUCCACCUUCCGUAGGCCGUGGAGUUCCUGCACCGUCCAUGGGUCCUCGACUUCGACCUGGUGUGGGUCCAUCGGCGAUGAUGAAUGCAAGACCUCCGAAUUAUACGGGCGGAAGUUUCGUCUUCCAGUCCGGUUCUCAACCUGCAGGUUCUAAAACAUGGCCGACUUUGGGAUCCGUUCCUCCUCCUCCACCUCCGGGCACGAGUUCAAAUUUUAACCAACCGUUUCGGCCGCAAACGUCACAAUGGAAUUCGCCGUAUCCUCGAAUGCCAAGUACGAGUGGUGCAUCAACAGUAGCAAAAAUGAUACAAACUACCACCAAGACUUGCGGAUUCGGAUAUGACCAGUCAUCUGAAGACUCCUUGGACACAAGGAAGAGAUACCGUUCUCGUAGUCAGUCACCAACCAGCGAUCGUUCCAAGACUAUUUCAUCUCAUGAGCAAGAUGCUGGGAAGAAGUUUCGCCCAGACAUUGAGUCGAGAUCGUCCGACGACCUAACGUUGUCGUCUGAUGAAGAAUCACGUCUAAGAUCUGAGCUGGAAGUCGAGUUUCAGACGUAUGUAACGAAUCCCGAGCUACAUCCCAACUAUUGCGAGCACCGCGAGGUAUUCAUGGAUCUCUAUGACGAACAAAUAAGGCGUAAAGAUGGAUCUACGGUAGAGCAGGAGUGGAACAACGUAUGGAAAGGGAUGGUAAACGAUCUCAUGGAAGAGGAAUUCACUAAGCGCAAGGAUGGGCUCAUUGCUGCCAAAACUAACCGAGCGUCACGAAGCACCAGCAUGGGUAGUAGCGUUGGGAGGCAGGGCCAAUCGCUUGGUUACGGCGGUGCUUCGGACAACAAAUGGCCUGGUUAUGCUUCUGUAAAUAAAUCAGAAUACUAUCAUGAGUCGGGUAACGAUAGCAACAACUAUGGAGCUAAGAAAGCAACCGCAUACACAUCUGAAGGUCAAAAUAGUUCGAAUGGACAAUAUGGCGUUCAGCCACACGGGGAGUCAUCUAACGCAUCCUGGGGUUCUUCCGCCCAAACAUCGAGGGAUGAGUCGUACUGGAAAGUGCAGAAAAGUGAAGCAAUCGGUAAUAAUGGCAGUACAUUGCAGGAGCUCGACCGUGAUCUGGAUCCGACAACCCUGGCCCAGCGGACUCGAGGGUUGAGUACCGUGGAGUUGGCCGUCCUCAUCAAGCAGCUCAUCAGAGACAAAAACAUUCCGAGAGCCGAUGAAAUGUUCAAGAAAAUAUUUUCCGCUGUGGCAGACCUUCACUUGCAGUUUGUCCAGGAAGAACUUUCGAUCUGAGUUUAUUGCUGUACGCAUGCUACCUGAGAAGUUGUCCAAGAAGUGCCGCAAUUAUUUUAAUGGUACGAUUCAAUGAUUUAUGUCAGUAUACAUAUUUGGUUUAAUGGCAAUGAUUGAGCAUGGAUAAGUUUUGAGGAGCAAGCUAAUGCAACUGCUUCAUUUGUAGCCAAGGAGGAUCUUUUUUAUAUUAAUAUUAUAUAACCUAAGGAGUAUUCUAUCAGCCAUCAUUAGUUAUGAGGAAUUCCGUUUGAUAUCUAAAUGCGAGGUCACUUUACUGCAUUAAUCUUUUGCUCGUUAGCUUUUUUGCACUAAUCUCACACGCACAUCAUUCGGUGUGAAGUGGGACAAACAAUAUAACACUCGCAAGCAAAAAAUUGCUCGUGCAGUUGUAAAAUGAUGCAACUGAACGGACUAAGGAGGAUUUGCUGAGGUAACCUUAUUAGUAACUACGUAUUUGAUAGUAAACUCGUUUGCAAUUAUCGGCAAUUUAACAUUCUCGUCCGAAAUGGUGUUUCAAUCAGUUCAGUAAAGUAAGAAAGUACAAGUAAAGAUUCAUUUUC
This is a messenger RNA of Hyalella azteca, 7041 nucleotides long. RefSeq lists its product as uncharacterized. Lineage: Eukaryota; Metazoa; Arthropoda; Malacostraca; Amphipoda; Hyalellidae. Bases 95 to 6481 code for a protein of 2128 amino acids. The transcript is spliced from 21 exons. The record is from RefSeq and is a predicted model, not a curated record.